Closterium sp. NIES-65 is the source of this 1062-nucleotide messenger RNA. NCBI's taxonomy places the organism in Eukaryota, Viridiplantae, Streptophyta, Zygnematophyceae, Desmidiales, Closteriaceae. The record is from the annotation of a GenBank genome assembly.
AUGACCGCCCUUUCAGCGACCCUACGCCGCCCUUCCAUCGGCCCGUCCCCGCCCUUUCAGCGGCUCGUCGCCGCCCUUUCAGCGGCCCCACCGCCGCCCUUUCAGCGGCCCCGUAGCCGCCCGCCCUUUCAGCGGGCCCCGUCGCCACCCUUUCAGCGGCCCUUCGCCGCCCUUCCCGCGGCCCUGUCGCUGCCCUUCCACGGCCCCAAAAUCACGUACCCUGUUCAGGGCUUUGAGCGCACUGCAUUCAAGGGGUAUGUGGGGCUUUUGCUGACAGUGCAGAAGCAGCCAGUGGUGGUUCACAUUGAAGCUACUGUUGCCUCCUUCGCCAAAUACGACGGGACUUUUAAGUACCAGGAUCCUGGCUGCUAUACCGGCAACCUGAACCACGUCGUACUCGUUGUUGGAUACUUCGUUUUGAGGGAUGAUGGGAGUGAGAACCGCAUUGCGCCGCCGUUUUGGAUCAUCCGCAACUCGUGGGGCGAGGAGUGGGGAGACAGGGGCCACAUGCGAAUGGACAUGCAGGGAGGCGAUGGCGUGUGUGGCAUCAACGUGCUGCCUGGCAUCUACCCCAUUGUCAAGACUGACACGUCAGCUUUCCUGAGGUUCAUGGGGUUCAUCCUUCCCUUAUCUCCUCCUGCCCUCUCUCCCUCUCUUCUGUGCCUUCCAGUUCCCAAGGACCCAUGCGGCUUGAAGAGCUACAAGGGCGAUGGAGAUCUUCAGCCCAGCAUGAACCCGUGCGGUCGCUUCACCUGCGUGCCCAACCUCAAGACCAACAGCAACACCUGCAACUGCACCAUUCCGGAUCAGACCAAGCAGCCUUUCGUUGAGGCAGCAAAUGGAUAUGGAUACAUCUGUGUAUAUGUGGACGUGUGUGGGUCGUACUUCAAGAACCCUUGCGCUGUGGGCACAUGCAUCAACGAUGGCAAGGGCGCCUACUCCUGCAUCUGCCCUCCCAACUACGUCCCCAGCCGAACCAUUGACAACUUCCCCACCUGCGACCCAGGUGCUGCUGCAGCCCCACCUUCCUCUACUCUCUUGUUCCUCCUCCAACAUUUGUAG